UUUUUCAAAUAAUAUUUUAGUAUAAUUAUGCAUACACGAGUCAACAUGACUUGUAUUCAAAGAAAAAUCUAAAAGUAGAAGUAAAAAUUUCCUGGUUGCCAUAGCAAGAGUUUAUUCUGUUCACGUAAGCACUCGGUACAUAUUGUAGUUUACAAAUUAACUAAUACAAGUUCACAAAACUGUUGGAAUUCACACCUAGAUUCAUGUUUUAUGGUCUUGAUAUGUCGGUCUUUGAGAGCAUCAUGUGGUUCAUAUGCUGAAUUUACAGCGCUCUCCGUGGUGCUGAAAUUAGUCUAUGCAAACUUUGAAUUCUGCCAGUUCUCUUGGUGCUUCUUUAUCAGAAGUAAAAUGUAUUGGUGGGCUGAUGACUAAUUUUACGUAAAACAAAAUAUUUUGCCAUUUUCAGAUUUACAUUUGAAAAGGAACAUGAUUCAAUUAUUAAAUAUCAACUAUACUAACAAAUAACCUUCAUUUUUAUUCUAUACACUGAAGCCAAUUUAUGUGCCAAUGAUUUUAAUAAUACAAGUGUUUUAAACUGCAAAUCAUUGGUCUAAGUGUUAUUCACAUUUAUGGACGUAUUUGUCGUUUACCACACGAUGUCGCUGGAGACCAUGGAUAUGAUUGUUACAGUACGUGUAAAACUCCUCCCUGUACGGGAAACCUAAAACCGUCACUGGCCAUCAGUUAAGAGAGACAGCGGGGUUGUGUUGUGGCGAGAAGGGCUCCUGCUGCCGCUGAAUAAUCGUGUUUAUGACGGAUAAACUGGAAAUACAUGAGUAUCGGGAUUCGGUGCUCACUGUACAACGAUGGGAAACGAGGAAUAUGUCUGGAUUCGUGUUGUUGCACUGCUGUUUCUUUGUGACUGGUCUGCUUCGCAAUUAUCUUACUCCAUUUCCGAGGAGGUGAACAAAGGCACCGUGGUGGGGAACAUCGCAAAGGAUUUGAAUUUGAAUGUACAAGAUCUAGAAACCAGGGAUCUACGUAUUGUUUCGAGUUACAGUAAGAGCUAUUUCGACGUGAAUUUGCGGACCGGGAACCUCUUUGUUGGCGAGAGGAUAAACAGAGAAGAGAUUUGUCCGAAUUCGGCACAAUGCUCAUUGAGAAUACAGGCUGUUUUAAGCAAUCCAAUGAAUGUACACCGCAUUGAGGUCAGUGUUUUAGAUAUAAAUGACAACUCCCCAGAAUUCAUUGAGCAGUCGUUUUCAUUAAACAUCUCCGAAUCAAUGUCACCGGGAGAGCGAUAUCUGCUCCCAAUAGCAGAAGACGCAGACAUAGGGAGUAAUUCAGUAAAGAACUACAAGCUGAGCCAAAAUGAAUAUUUCUCGCUUGAUGUGCAGAGCGGUGGAGAACACGGUGUGUCUGCUGAGUUAGUGCUGCAGAAAGCUUUAGACCGAGAGAAACAGUCGGUUAUUAAACUUAUUUUGACUGCUCUGGAUGGAGGAAAACCUGCUAGAUCAGGCACAUUGCAGAUAAACGUUAAUGUAUUGGAUGUCAAUGAUAAUACACCGAUUUUUAGCAAAUCGCUUUAUAAAGUGCAUGUGCAUGAAAAUGCUGCACACGGAACAGUGGUAAUAAAAUUAAAUGCAACAGAUUUAGACGAGGGCAUGAACAGUAAGAUCCUGUAUUCUUUAAUUAAACGAGGAAAUACUGAUCCAUCAAAUAUCUUUGAUCUCAAAUUCAGAAACAGGAGAAAUCACUGUGAAGGGUACUUUAGAUUGUGAAGAGA
Dicentrarchus labrax (European seabass) is the source of this 1726-nucleotide messenger RNA. RefSeq names its product protocadherin gamma-B5-like. Gene Ontology annotation, molecular function: calcium ion binding. NCBI's taxonomy places the organism in Eukaryota, Metazoa, Chordata, Actinopteri, Moronidae. Gene Ontology annotation, cellular component: plasma membrane. Gene Ontology annotation, biological process: homophilic cell-cell adhesion. Bases 807 to 1721 code for a protein of 304 amino acids. The transcript has a single exon. The record is from RefSeq and is a predicted model, not a curated record.